AAGUUCAAACCACCAUUGUCCUUCAAUGACUUCCUCUGCAAAAGCUCUCCCAUUUUUCUUUCUUCUAGUGCUUUUCUCUUCUCUUCAAGUUGAAGCUAGACAGAGAUUGUUCUUCAGCAAAGUCACCCACAGUAAUGGGAAUGGGCCCCAGAUACCGGUCACAGAAGAUCCAGCAACACCAACACCAUCAUAUGCACCCACAUAUACACCAACAUAUUCACCAUUAUAUGGACCAACAUAUACACCAGCACCAGCACCAGAAUUAACAGUAGCAGAGUCACCAGAAGGAGGAGCACCACUUGUACCAGCACCGGCACCGUUUGAUUCUGAACCAGAGUUCGGCUAUGAGCUAUAUGGUUCUGCCGAUCAGGAGACACCAACCACCAUUGAUGUCCAAAAUGAAGUUGCAACUCAAGAAAAUGGUCAUUAUGAAAAUACCAACUUGUACAACGACAACAGUAAGUACGCGACCAAUUACAACAGCGAUGGAUACACCACCAACUACAUCAAUGGCAGAGAAGGCUUUACCAACAGCUAUUACAGUAAUGGCAAUGGAAACAGCGUUGAUGGGUUUGAACAGCAAGGGAUGAGUGACACAAGGUUUCUGGAAAAUGGAAGCUACUAUCAUCAGGACAAUGACGUGAAGAAUGAGAAUAAUGACAAGUUGAAUGGGUACCAGUCCGGGAGAGGAAGCACUACAAAUGAAGCGUAUUUUGGUAACAGUGAGAAGCCCAAUGAGUUCAACACCAUGGAGGAGUUUGAGAAGUACCAGGAGAACCAAGGAUAUGUGCCUUGAUUUGAUUUUGAUAUCCAUGUUCAACAUACACACACAGAGAGAUAUCUGAAUGCAUGUACUAAGAAGUCAGUACUCUAAGUUAAUUAAUUAAAUGAGAUUUUUGCUAAUGUUA
Rosa rugosa (rugosa rose) is the source of this 908-nucleotide messenger RNA. Its product is annotated as protein E6-like. Lineage: Eukaryota; Viridiplantae; Streptophyta; Magnoliopsida; Rosales; Rosaceae. The transcript has a single exon. Bases 26 to 796 code for a protein of 256 amino acids. The record is from RefSeq and is a predicted model, not a curated record.